GCUCCUGCGCGGCCCCGCGACCCCCGUCGGGCCGCUGAGAGGCGCGCGGCGUCCGCGCCGCAGCCGUCUAGGGUUCCAGUCCAGGGGCGUCCCCGGCGUCCCCAGCCCGAGUCUCGGAGCGCCGGGCCGCGCCCGCUCCUGCCCCCGCGUCCCGUCCUCGCUGCUGUCCGAGACUGUCCCUUGACUCGGCUUUCCGCACCGAGGGCCGGGUCCUCGCGGCCCAUGGUGGCCGCUGGGGACCCACGCAGCCUAAGUCUGUCUCGGGCCGGCCGGCCGGCCACCAUGGUGGCCCUGAGGCCUGUGCAGCUCCUCCAGGGGGGCUAAUAGACCCAGAACGCGGGCCUAGGGGUGAGAGGGUCCCAGGCCAGAACCCCCCGCCAUGGCUGGAGCCAUCGCUUCCCGCAUGAGCUUCAGCUCGCUCAAGAGGAAGCAGCCCAAGACAUUCACGGUGCGGAUCGUCACCAUGGACGCCGAGAUGGAGUUCAACUGCGAGAUGAAAUGGAAAGGGAAAGACCUGUUUGAUUUGGUGUGUCGGACGCUGGGGCUUCGGGAGACCUGGUUUUUUGGACUGCAGUACACAAUCAAGGACACCGUGGCUUGGCUCAAAAUGGACAAGAAGGUGUUGGAUCAUGAUGUUUCGAAGGAAGAACCGGUUACCUUUCACUUCCUGGCCAAAUUUUAUCCUGAGAAUGCUGAGGAGGAGCUAGUUCAAGAGAUCACGCAGCACUUAUUUUUUUUACAGGUGAAGAAACAGAUUUUGGAUGAAAAGAUCUACUGCCCUCCUGAGGCUUCAGUGCUCUUGGCUUCCUACGCUGUCCAGGCCAAGUAUGGUGACUAUGACCCCUCUGUGCACAAGCGGGGAUUUUUAGCCCAAGAAGAAUUGCUUCCAAAAAGGGUGAUAAAUCUCUAUCAGAUGACUCCGGAAAUGUGGGAGGAGAGAAUUACUGCUUGGUACGCGGAGCACCGGGGCAGAGCCAGGGAUGAAGCUGAAAUGGAAUAUUUGAAGAUAGCUCAGGACCUGGAGAUGUAUGGUGUGAACUACUUUGCAAUCCGGAAUAAAAAGGGCACAGAGUUGCUGCUUGGAGUGGAUGCUCUGGGACUUCAUAUCUAUGACCCUGAGAACAGGCUGACCCCCAAGAUCUCCUUCCCAUGGAAUGAAAUCCGAAACAUCUCCUACAGCGACAAGGAGUUUACUAUUAAGCCACUGGAUAAGAAAAUUGAUGUCUUCAAAUUUAACUCCUCAAAGCUUCGUGUUAAUAAGCUGAUUCUCCAGCUAUGUAUUGGGAACCAUGACCUAUUUAUGAGGAGAAGGAAGGCUGACUCUUUAGAAGUUCAGCAGAUGAAAGCCCAGGCUAGGGAGGAGAAGGCUAGAAAGCAGAUGGAGCGUCAGCGGCUGGCUCGAGAGAAGCAGAUGCGGGAGGAGGCCGAGCGCACGAGGGACGAGUUAGAGAGGAGACUCCUGCAGAUGAAAGAAGAAGCAACGAUGGCCAACGAAGCUCUGAUGCGGUCUGAGGAAACAGCUGACCUGCUGGCUGAAAAGGCACAGAUCACGGAGGAGGAGGCCAAGCUUCUGGCACAAAAGGCUGCAGAGGCUGAGCAAGAGAUGCAGCGAAUCAAGGCCACAGCCAUUCGGACAGAGGAGGAGAAGCGCCUGAUGGAGCAGAAGGUGCUGGAGGCUGAAGUGCUGGCGCUGAAGAUGGCUGAGGAGUCAGAGAGGAGGGCCAAAGAGGCCGAUCAGCUAAAGCAAGACCUUCAGGAAGCCCGAGAAGCAGAGCGAAGAGCCAAGCAGAAGCUCUUGGAAAUCGCCACCAAGCCCACAUAUCCACCCAUGAACCCAGUCCCAGCGCCACUGCCUCCUGACAUACCAAGCUUCAACGUCGCUGGUGACAGCCUGUCAUUCGACUUCAAGGAUACUGACAUGAAGCGACUCUCCAUGGAGAUAGAGAAGGAAAAAGUAGAGUACAUGGAAAAGAGCAAGCAUCUGCAAGAGCAGCUCAAUGAACUCAAGACGGAAAUCGAGGCCUUGAAACUCAAAGAGCGGGAGACAGCCUUGGACAUCCUGCACAACGAGAACUCGGACAGGAGCGGCACCAGUAGCAAGCACAAUACCAUUAAGAAGCCUCAAGCCCAAGGCAGAAGACCUAUCUGCAUUUGAGUCUUCAAACUCACUCUGCAGAGCGCCAAGUCCCGAGUGGCCUUCUUUGAAGAACUCUAGCAGUGACCCGGCCACCUCAGGAUCUGCUACUUCUGUUCCUGACAGCGACAGGAUGGGCCUGACCCCAUGGGAACCAUCAGUAGGGGGCUGGCUUGUUUGGGAACUCUGAGUAGAGGGCCCAAUCCCCUUCGUGUGCAGUUGGUUUUGAACUCUGGCCUUGUAGAGAUCUCUCAAGGUGUUCUAGUUCUCCUGG
Messenger RNA from Peromyscus eremicus (cactus mouse), 2408 nucleotides. It is a transcript of the gene Nf2, whose product is annotated as NF2, moesin-ezrin-radixin like (MERLIN) tumor suppressor. The transcript has 17 exons. NCBI's taxonomy places the organism in Eukaryota, Metazoa, Chordata, Mammalia, Rodentia, Cricetidae. Gene Ontology annotation, molecular function: cell adhesion molecule binding; actin binding. The record is from RefSeq and is a predicted model, not a curated record. Gene Ontology annotation, biological process: regulation of cell shape; regulation of organelle assembly; regulation of gliogenesis. Bases 380 to 2155 code for a protein of 591 amino acids. Gene Ontology annotation, cellular component: filopodium; apical part of cell; adherens junction.